Messenger RNA from Kluyveromyces lactis, 213 nucleotides. RefSeq names its product translocon subunit SSS1 (gene SSS1). The coding region runs from base 1 to 213 and encodes 70 amino acids. Gene Ontology annotation, molecular function: transmembrane protein transporter activity. The record is from RefSeq and is a predicted model, not a curated record. NCBI's taxonomy places the organism in Eukaryota, Fungi, Ascomycota, Saccharomycetes, Saccharomycetales, Saccharomycetaceae. Gene Ontology annotation, biological process: protein targeting; post-translational protein targeting to membrane, translocation. The transcript has a single exon. Gene Ontology annotation, cellular component: Ssh1 translocon complex; membrane.
AUGGCUAAGCAAAAUGCUCAAUUUGAUAAGCUAGUGGAAACUCCAUUGGAGUUCGUCAAAGAAGGUAACCAAUUCUUACAGAAGUGCAAGAAGCCUUCCAAGAAAGAAUAUCUAAAAAUCAUCCAAGCUGUUGGUAUCGGUUUCGUUGCUGUUGGUGUCAUCGGCUACAUCAUCAAGUUGAUCCACAUUCCAAUCAGAUACUUGAUUGUGUGA